UGCCAACCAGCAGAACUGUAACAGACGACAGGGAGUUAAGCUCAGGCUGUAAGUACGAACGAACGCGUCAACCGAGUGUCGUGUGAUGUGCUUUCGGUAGUGAAUAUUUUUUCUUUUAGGGAGCUCGAUGGAUCUUAGAUGGAUUUUGAUUAUCACCCUGCUUAGCGUCAGAGAUACAUUUUGUGAGACUUUUGCCAGUGUACCAUCAGCGUCUAUAGCUCCAUCAGAGGUGGACUGUCAACCAUACGUAGAAAAAGCCAUCAAAGAAUUAGUUACUUCAGAACCUAUUGGAAGUACAGAACGCGACCAAAAUAUUCAGAAUGAAAGCCCCACAAGUGGAAGCACUCCAAAUGAUGAUGUUACAGGCUCGAGUUCUCAAGAUGGUAAUUCUCCGGAUGAUGGCGGACAGAGUACACUACCCAAACCGGAAAAGUUCGAAAAAGAAGAAGAAGCAACCAGAGUCGAAGUAAAUUUAACUGAAAGCGUUAGUUCAAUAAAUGAAAUUGAAAAUCGUGAUAAUGAAAUAAUCAAAGCUGAAGAAAUUAAUAAACACGAAACAACAGAAAACAAUCAAACAUUUAAAACUGAAGAGGAAGAUAAUGAAAUUGAAAUUGUUAAUGAAGAAGAGGAAAAUCUGGAAAACAAUAGUAGAAACGUCGUUGAAAAUGAAGUAAUAGAACCUAAAAUAGAACCUGUACCUAUUAUUUUAGACAAAGAUGUAAUUAACAAUAACGUCGAAAUUAUAAUUGAUGUUGAAGAUAUCAGAAAUAAAAAUUCUGAAAAAAUAGUAGAACCUAGUGUGACUAAGACACAAGUAGAAGAAACAAUAGAAACUACUAAUAUUAAUGUAAAAAUAGAAACUCCUAAACAAGUAUUUAAAGGGACAAAAAAAAGAAACCCAAAAUAUUGGAAGUUUGAUCCAGACGAUGAACCUGAAAAUACUAUUCCAAUUGUAAAACCAAAACCAAAACCAAAAAGAAAUCCAAAAUACUGGAAAUUUGAUCCCGAUGAAUUUCCACUCGAAGAAACACCCAAACCAGCUGAAACUCCAAAAUUACGUAAUCCUAAAUAUUGGAAGCUCGAUCCUGAAGAAGAAAAAUUGUACAAGUUACAGGAAGCUAAAAAGACUGAACAAAUAAAACCAGUUCCUCAGAAAAGUAAAAGAAAUCCUAAGUACUGGAAGUUUGAUCCAGACGAAGAGACAAAAGAAGUUAACACCGAAAAAUCGUCAACAAUUGAUAAUACGUCAAAACAAGAUUCAAAUCAAAUUUUCAAAGGAACCAAAAAACGAAAUCCGAAAUAUUGGAAAUUUGACCCAGAUGAAUAUGAAGAUGAAAUAAAAAAAGAGCCAGUAGCUAAACCUAAGCGAAAUCCUAAAUACUGGAAAUUUGAUCCUGACAAUGAACUCGAUGAACCUAAAAAAACGGUUGAAGAAGAUAAAACAGAAAAAGAAGCUCACAAAAAAAAUAAAUAUUGGAAAAUUGAUGAACAAACUGAAGACAUAAAAAUAAUAGAAAAUAAAGAAGAAGAAGAAGACAAAUCAAAACAAAACAUGUAUAAAAAAACCAAUGAACCUAACGAGAAUACAAAAAAAAAUGAUCAAAAUGAAGAAGGAAAACUAAAAAAGAAUAAAUAUUGGAAAACUGAGGAAGUGGAAAGUAUAAUACCCAAAGAUGAAAUAAGACUAGAAGAACCAACUAUAAAAAAAAAUAAAUAUUGGAAGACAGAAGAAACAGAAAAACAAAAAGAAGUGAAAGAUGAAGAUAUAACAUCUAAAAAAAAUAAAUAUUGGAAAACAGAUGAAAAACCCGUAGACCCAGUAAAAGAAAAAUUAAUAGAAACUCAAAGAACUAUGUAUUGGAAAUUAGACGAAGAAGAAAAAUCACCAAAAUGGGAAAAACAUACAAAUAACGAAAAAAUUAAAAGUACUGGAGAUGAAGUCAUAGUUGAAGAAUACCUACCAGAAGAAGAUUUGACAAUGGACGAAAUGGUACCAAAGAAUCUAAGAAAUAAAAGUCAUAUAAAACAAACGUUAAAAAUAGGUGAAAACAUUGCACAGUAUGAUAGUUUUCUAUCAAAGGUUGUAGAUUCUACAUUAAAAGAACUAAAAAAAGUAUAUGAAGUGGCAAUAAAACCUUUGGAAAUGACUUUCAAGUACAGAGAUCUUAGUAACAGACAUUUUGGAGAGCCAGAAAUAUUCUCAAAGCCUCUUAUUUUGUUUAUGGGACCUUGGAGUGGUGGUAAAUCUUCAAUAAUUAAUUAUCUUUUGGACAUUGAACAUUCUCAAUUUGCAUUAAGAACUGGAGCGGAACCAUCUCCAGCGUAUUUUAACAUAAUGAUGUACAAUAAUCGCGAAGCAAUUCUAGAUGGAACGCAAUUAGCAGCCGACUGGACGUUUUCGGGUCUUCAGAAAUUCGGGCAAGGUCUGUUGGACAAGCUCCGUGGACUCAAAUUACCUCAUCCUUUAUUAGAGAAGGUAAACAUCGUAGAGAUACCCGGAAUAUUAGAAAUGCGUAAACACGUGGACCGGGUAUUCCCGUUCAACGAUGUGUGUCAGUGGUUCAUCGACAGGGCUGAUAUGAUAUUCUUAGUGUACGACCCGGCGAAAUUGGACGUAGGCCCGGAAACCGAAGCAAUAUUGGACCAACUUAAAGGCAGAGAGUAUCAGACAAGGAUAUUGUUAAAUAAAGCUGACAAAAUUCGCGCUGAAGAACUGAUGCGCAUACAGGGAACGCUCAUAUGGAAUAUAAGUCCGCUCAUGUCCAGCGCCGAACCUCCAGUCAUUUACUCAGUGUCAUUGUGGUCAAACCCGUACGAAAUCGGGUCUCCAGCCAGGCUGCUUCACUCACAAGAACUGUCAUUCUUGAAAGACAUCCGUUCGGCAAUCGACAGGCGUGUUGAAAACAAAAUAGCCAGUGCUCGGCGAUUCGCGGUGAGGGUGCGAAACCACGCAAAGAUGGUCGACUGUUACCUGACCACGUAUUACAACCACAAGUCGUUCUUCGCGAACAGAAAGACCGUUAGCGACGACAUCAUUGAAAAUCCACAAAACUAUCACAUUUACGAGGGCUUGAGCACGCUGACUAAUAUAUCGAGAUACGAUCUGCCUGAUCCGGACGUGUACCGAGACUUCUUCCGACUCAACCCUGUGUAUGAGUUUAAGCGGCUAUCCGAUACAUGUACGUAUUUCCGAGGUUGUCCGAUCAACAAACUGGACAUGGCCAUUGCUUAUGAUCUGCCUGACCUGAUCGGCCAAUAUAAAAGACAAGAAGAGCAACUGGUGGUGGAGGCGCCUUGAAAAUGUCACGAUGAUGUUAUCUGAAAUCCAUCGUAUAAACAGCUGAAAUAUUAUAUUGUUUAAUAUUCAAAUAUUAUGGUUUUACCAAUUAUUUAUUUGUUUUCGUGUAGAAUGUUUUUUUUCUCUCUUUGAUUUAUAUUAAAUUGUUAGAUAAUAAUGUGUGUGGGCCCAAAAAAAAUGUUACCAUUUCAAACGAACAAAAAAGUACAUCUUAAAAACGUGACCACUGCAAUAAUAGUAUAUCAUAAUAUGAUAUCACAGACUAGAUCAAAUGUAAUCCAUUCUGUGAUAAUAUCAUGUACAUUAUGGUCAUCAAACGAAGUUCAUUAUGGUAAACACCGCAUUACAAUAUUAUAUAAUUAUAUUACAUAAUUAUUAUAAUUUAUUGAUAAUAUUA
Molecule: messenger RNA, 3695 nt
Organism: Melanaphis sacchari
Lineage: Eukaryota; Metazoa; Arthropoda; Insecta; Hemiptera; Aphididae
Product: sarcalumenin
Exons: 11
Coding region: 128-3298 (1056 amino acids)
Source: RefSeq, a predicted model, not a curated record